Messenger RNA from Brachypodium distachyon (stiff brome), 2681 nucleotides. Its product is annotated as pentatricopeptide repeat-containing protein At2g16880. The coding region runs from base 64 to 2427 and encodes 787 amino acids. The record is from RefSeq and is a predicted model, not a curated record. Gene Ontology annotation, molecular function: protein binding. Lineage: Eukaryota; Viridiplantae; Streptophyta; Magnoliopsida; Poales; Poaceae. The transcript has 2 exons.
UUUCCGCUUCCAUCACCCCCUCGCCGCGCCGUCACCCAUACCGCUGUCGUUCGCCGCCUCCCCAUGGACACCCCGCCGUCCACCUCCGCCUCGGCUGCAGGUGCCUCCGACCCGGACUCCGCGCUCGUCGCGUCCGUGGCGGACGCGCUCGUCUCGGCGUCCCGCCUGCCCGCCCCGCCGCCCAUGCCCGACCUCCUGGCCGCCCACCUCCCGCGCCUCACCGCCUCCCACCACCCGCGCGUGCUCUCCCUCGCCGCCUCCAACCCGGGGCUCGCCUCGCCGCUUCCGCUCCUCGCUUACCGCAGCCUCGUGUCGCCGCCCUCCUGCCUCCCGUCCCUCCUCCCGCUCCUCCCCGUCCUCCCCUACCGCCACCUCUUCCCGCUGCUCCUCUCCUUCGUCCCGCUCGACCCGCUCCGCAGCCUCCACCGGCACCUCCUCGGCAACCUCCCCUCGACGCCGCUCGCCGACGCCGCGCUCUCCGCCUACUCCCGCCUCCGCCUCCCCCACCUCGCCGCGCAGCUCCUCCACUCCCUCCGCCGCCGCGUCCGCGUCCGCCCCUCCCUCCAGGCCGCCAACGCCGUCCUCUCCGCGCUCGCGCGCAGCCCCUCCACCUCGCCGCAGGCCUCCCUCGACGCCUUCCGCUCCAUCGUCGCGCUCCGCCUCCACCCCAACCACUACACCUUCAACCUCCUCGUGCACACGCACUGCUCCAAGGGCACGCUCGCCGACGCCCUCUCCACGCUCUCCACCAUGCAGGGCUUCGGCCUUUCCCCCGACGCCGUCACCUACAACACGCUCCUCAACGCGCACUGCCGGAAGGGCAUGCUCGGGGAGGCGCGCGCGCUGCUGGCGAGGAUGAAGAAAGAUGGGGUCGCGCCUACACGACCGACGUACAAUACCCUCGUUUCGGCCUACGCGAGGCUCGGGUGGAUCAAGCAGGCGACCAAGGUCGUGGAGGCCAUGACAGCCAAUGGCUUUGAGCCCGACCUGUGGACGUACAAUGUGCUUGCCGCUGGUCUGUGCCAGGCUGGGAAGGUGGACGAGGCGUUUAGGCUGAAGGAUGAGAUGGAGCGGCUCGGCACUCUGUUGCCUGAUGUAGUGACCUACAAUACGCUUGCUGAUGCCUGCUUUAAGUGCCGGUGCUCGUCUGAUGCACUAAGGCUGCUCGAGGAAAUGCGUGAGAAGGGGGUGAAGGCGACUUUGGUCACGCAUAACAUCGUUAUCAAGGGGCUGUGCAAGGAUGGGGAAUUGGAGGGGGCGUUGGGGUGUUUGAACAAGAUGGCAGAUGAUGGUUUAGCACCAGAUGUGAUCACAUAUAAUACAUUGAUUCAUGCACACUGCAAGGCUGGCAACAUUGCCAAAGCAUAUACACUAAUGGAUGAGAUGGUCAGGAGAGGACUCAAAUUGGAUACAUUCACACUUAAUACUGUGCUGUAUAACCUGUGCAAGGAGAAGCGUUAUGAAGAGGCUCAAGGGCUGUUGCAGUCUCCACCACAGAGGGGUUUCAUGCCUGAUGAAGUCAGCUAUGGUACAGUGAUGGCAGCCUAUUUCAAGGAGUAUAAUUCGGAGCCUGCUCUGCGUCUGUGGGAUGAGAUGAUUGAGAAGAAGUUGACGCCAAGCAUUUCGACUUACAACACAUUGAUCAAGGGUCUUUCCAGAAUGGGGAGGUUGAAAGAGGCGAUUGAUAAGUUGAAUGAGCUCAUGGAGAAGGGGCUGGUGCCAGAUGACACCACAUACAAUAUCAUCAUCCAUGCCUACUGCAAGGAAGGGGACUUGGAAAAUGCCUUCCAGUUCCACAACAAGAUGGUCGAAAAUUCCUUUAAGCCGGAUGUUGUCACCUGCAACACUCUGAUGAAUGGAUUGUGUCUGAAUGGAAAGCUCGACAAAGCAUUGAAGCUCUUUGAGUCAUGGGUAGAGAAAGGGAAGAAGGUUGAUGUUAUCACGUAUAACACCCUAAUUCAAACUAUGUGCAAAGAUGGGGAUGUCGAUACUGCUUUGCACUUUUUCGCUGACAUGGAGGCUAGGGGAUUGCAGCCUGAUGCAUUUACUUACAAUGUUGUGUUAUCUGCACUAUCUGAGGCAGGGAGAACAGAAGAAGCGCAGAAUAUGCUGCAUAAGUUAGCUGAGAGUGGAACAUUGUCUCAAAGUUUUUCCUCUCCCCUCUUAAAGCCUUCUUCCGUGGAUGAAGCAGAAUCAGGGAAGGAUGCUAAAACUGAGGAAGAAACAGUUGAAAAUCCACAAGAUAGUGCUUCAGAGGCAUACACGAAACUCGUAAAUGGGCUAUGCACCAGUGGGCAAUUUAAAGAAGCUAAGGCCAUUUUGGAUGAGAUGAUGCAAAAGGGAAUGUCUGUGGACAGUUCAACGUAUAUUACUUUGAUGGAAGGGCUUGUCAAGAGACAGAAAAGGCUAACUCAUGCAGUUGGGUAGUACACGCCGUUCAUUUUUUGCUGCUUUGUGAUGUGGCAUCAGCCAGAGUUUAGUCAUAACUUAGGCAAACCUGAGUGCUUGAUGUCUUGGAGGAGAAUGAUGGAAAGAAAAGAAGUAGGUAAGAAAUAUGUUGGAUGAUGUGUUAGAGAAAAACCUUGAAAUUGUCAGAACUCCUUGCUUGAACUUGGCUGACCCUAUGGAAAUAGAUGGAGUGAUAAAAUUAUUCAAGAAGGCACCACCUGGCAUCAGAAUUG